Molecule: messenger RNA, 1353 nt
Organism: Pangasianodon hypophthalmus (striped catfish)
Lineage: Eukaryota; Metazoa; Chordata; Actinopteri; Siluriformes; Pangasiidae
Product: syntaxin-10
Exons: 8
Coding region: 97-825 (242 amino acids)
Biological process (GO): Golgi vesicle transport
Cellular component (GO): membrane
Source: RefSeq, a predicted model, not a curated record
CAGCAGUGUGGCGUUUCCGGCUUCACUGCGCUCGAGCUCCAGCGCUGAGUGAUGUGGUGACUAAUGUUUCCGGCUUCACUGUGCUGAAGCUGCACCAUGGAUGAUCCGUUUUUCGUCGUUAAAGCUGAGGUACAGAAGGCAGUGCUGCGUGGGCGGGGCCUUUGUGAGAGAUGGGCGGAGCUUCUCCAGGAGGAGGAACCUGUGAGCCGAGAUGAACUCGAAUGGAGCAAAAACGAACUGCGCAACUGUUUACGGGCCAUCGAGUGGGACUUAGAGGAUCUACAGGAGACAAUCAGUAUUGUACAGUCAAACCCAGGUAAAUUCCGUCUGUGUGAGAACGAACUGCAGGAGAGAAGAGAGUUUGUGGAGCAAACCCGCACUGCUGUACAGGAGAUGAAGCAGCAGCUCUCCAGUCCCUCUGCUGUUGCUCAGGCUGAGAAGAAGAACAGACAGGCUCUGUUGGACACACAGCGGAAUGCAGGUUUGGAUCCUCACCUGGUAUCAGCAAAUUCAAGGUACAUUCAGGAACAACAGGAGCAGCAGCAGCUGAUAGUUCAGGAGCAGGAUGAGCAGUUGGAGCUGGUUUCCGGAAGUAUCCGUGUUCUGAAGGACAUGAGUGAAAGGAUUGGAGAUGAACUGGAUGAGCAGGCUAUUAUGCUGGGGGAGUUCAGUGAGGAGAUGGAGCAGACGGGUUCCAGAAUGGAUUCCGUGCUGAAGAAACUGGAGAAAGUUUCACACAUGACCAGCAGCCGGAGACAGUGGUGUGCUAUCGGUGCUCUCCUCAUCAUCCUCAUCGUCGUCCUCAUCCUCUUCUUUACUCUGUGAGAGCGGCACAUUUGUCUGUCCGUCCAGGAGACAGAGAGGGAGAGAGACAGGUGUGCUCUCCUCCACCCAGCAGACUGUUAAUCUCUCUGUCUCUCUCUGUCUCUCUCUCUCUGUCUCUCUCUCUCUCUCUCUCUCUGUCUGUCUGUCUUUCUGAUGUGUGUCUGUGUGUGAUUGUGGGAGUUUUUUAGUGUUAAUGUUUUUACACUGCAGUGGUGAUGAAACUGAACAGUUACUGAGAAUAAUGUAUAGAUAUUAAACUUUUAUAUAAUAAUAAUAAUAAUAAUAAUAAUAAUAAUAACAAUAAUAAUAAUGCCAUUUGCUCUAUAAUAAUGCUCUUUUUUUAAAUCACAGUCUGUGAUAUUAUCAUGAUAUUAUAUUAAAGACUUUGUCGACUGCGUUGUUAUAAAUGGUGGCCUUGUUUUUAUUUUCUAGUUUGGCAAAAAUACAACUCAAAAAUGAUAAAGAGAAAAUCUGAACAAAUAAAAAGUGUAAACAGUGACAUGGUAAAUAAAUGAGAGGUCACAUGAA